Molecule: messenger RNA, 924 nt
Organism: Cotesia glomerata
Lineage: Eukaryota; Metazoa; Arthropoda; Insecta; Hymenoptera; Braconidae
Product: rab-like protein 3
Exons: 5
Coding region: 26-727 (233 amino acids)
Biological process (GO): intracellular protein transport
Cellular component (GO): endomembrane system
Molecular function (GO): GTPase activity; GTP binding
Source: RefSeq, a predicted model, not a curated record
AUUAAUAUUUUUAUAAUUAUGUUCAAUGGCGGCAAUUGAUAAAGUUAAAAUAAUUGUUGUUGGAGAUUCUGGUGUCGGCAAAACGUCACUAUCUCAUUUAAUUUGCGAACAAAAACCAAUAAGAAAUCCAUCAUGGACCGUCGGCUGUUCAGUAGAAGUUAAAUUGCAUGAGUACAAAGAAGGUACACCCAAUCAAAAGACUUAUUUUAUUGAGUUAUGGGACAUUGGUGGUAGCCAAAGCCACCAGAAUACUAGACAUGUUUUCUACAACCCCACUCAUGCAAUUAUUCUGGUCCACGAUCUGUCAAAUAGAAAAUCACAGCAGAAUCUACAGAAAUGGCUUCAAGAGGUUUUGAGUAAAGAAGGGAACGGAAGUGGAGGACGAUAUAAAAACUUUGAUGAUUUUGAUCCUGAAAAAUUUGUAGGCUCUACCCAAGUUCCAAUACUAGUCGUCGGUACAAAAUCAGAUUUAAUUGAGUCUAAGUCUAGUCUGCAUAGAAGAUCAUCAACUAUUGCUGAAGAAUGCGGUGCUGAUGAAAUAUUUGUUGACUGUCUUCAAGUAAGAUCAUUAGCUGCUGGUACCACAUCCUCUCUAAAGUUGAGUAGAUUUUUCGACAAAGUUAUCGAGCGACGUUAUUACCUCAACCGUGAUGUAAAUAGCCCGGAAAAACGGAGAUUACAAGCAUAUACGUCAUCGUAUCCACAAAAAGCUUACCACAAUGACUGAUAAUUACAAAUAUUUGUUAUUUCAACAUCUAUCUAAAUCACUUGUGAUAUCUCAAUGGCUUUAAUUCUAUUAAUGGCCUCUCAUAAAAAAAAAAAAAAAAAAGUCAACCGACUAACAGGAAUAAUUAUUUAUAUUUAUUUAUUUCUCUUUGUAUAAUUACUAUUAGCAUUAGCAUUAAUAAAACACGUUUUAAUUAA